UUUCCGUUUUCGUUGCAACUGUGCGUGCAGGGACAGCCCAGCAGUUUCUGGACAGAGAGAUGUGUCCACGCCUUCUUCAUCCCAUCAGUCCCGUGUCCUCAUUCACUCCGGCACACAUUAACUGCUAACAAGGAUUUUCCAUGGCGACGAUAUCUCCCUCCACACACCUCGCCAUUGUUCUUUUUGUGCUGCCUCAUUUCCUGAGCAUAUCCCUCGCCAAUCAAGAACACCUGCUGAUUGACACAAAGCAAGGGAAAGUUCAGGGAAAGCUGCUCUCAGUGCUAGGUGGGGAUGUUAGAGCAUUUCUGGGAAUUCCUUAUGGAAAACCACCUGUGGGGAAACUGAGAUUCAGAGCUCCAGAGCCAGUGGAAAGAUGGGAAAGGGUGAAGGAUGCCACCGAACUCCCAAAUUCCUGCUACCAGUUACCUGAUACUACAUUUCCAGGAUUUCAAGGAAUUGAAAUGUGGAACCCUAACACUCCUAUCAGUGAGGACUGUCUCUACCUUAACGUCUGGUCCCCAAGUUUCAACAAAACUCAGUCCAAGCCCUCUCCACUGGCUCCAGUCCUGGUCUGGAUCUAUGGAGGCGGGUUUUGUUCAGGAACUUCCUCUCUGGAUAUUUAUAACGGUCACUUUCUGACUAAAUCCGAGGAUGUUGUUGUGGUUUCCAUGAAUUACAGACUUGGAGCGUUCGGUUUCCUGUCGAUUCCUGACAACAAGAACACCCAAAGCAAUGUAGGCCUGCUGGAUCAGCGCAUGGCCCUCAACUGGGUAGCCAACAACAUAGCUGCUUUUGGGGGCGAUUCUUCAAAGGUGACUCUGUUUGGGGAAAGUGCUGGGUCAGUAUCUGUUGGCUUACACCUGCUCUCCCCGGGAAGCCAGAGUCUCUUUCAUAGGGCUGUGAUGCAGAGUGGCACUCCCAAUGCACCCUGGGCAAUGAUCAGCAAGGAGGAGGCCUGGAGCAGGUCCAUGAAGCUAGCUACAUUACUGGGGUGCCCCACGUCUCCUCCGGCUGAUAUGGAAGCUUGUUUGCAGAAAGUCGAUCCUCACCAAAUCUCAUUGAAUCAAUUUGACGUUCUCGUACAACCUUCAUUCAUAGGCUUACCCUUUGUCCCUCAUGUUGAUGGGGACUUCCUGCCAGAUAAAAUUGAAGUUUUGCUUCGCACCGGCAAACUCCCAAAGAAAGAAGUGCUGUUUGGUAUAAACAAAGACGAAGGGACCUACUUCCUAGUUUUUGGAUUGCCCGGAUUUAGCAACACCGGUGAGAGUCUCCUCACCAGGAAUGAGUACCUGAAAGGAGUGGAAAUUGUAAUGGCGAAUGCAAGCAACGUCACUAGAGAUGCGGCCAUUUUCCAGUACACUGAGUGGACAGACGAGAACAGCGGGAUGAAAAAUCGUGACUUGCUGGGAAGUCUGGCUGGAGACAGAAUGCUUGUUUGUCCUCUGCUAGAGUUUGCUCACAGCUACUCAAAGCGUGGUGGUAAGUCUUUCCUCUAUUCAUUUGACCACCGGUCAUCUGUUAAUCCCUGGCCAAAAUGGAUGGGCGUGAUGCACGGCUAUGAGAUAGAGUUUGUCUUCGGUAUGCCUCUGAUUGCAUCCCUGGGGUACACGAAGAACGAAGUGAACAUGACCAAGAAGUUUAUGAAACACUGGGCCAACUUUGCCCGGCUAGGGAAUCCAGGCCUUGAUGGAGCUAACUGGCCCGUUUUCACCCCUGAAAAGCAGGAGUACGUCACACUGAACUACAACCAUCCAGAUAAGAGGAAUAUGAUGUCAGCUAAAGAAUGCCACCUCUGGAACAAACUAAUACCAAAAGUUCAAGGAGUGUCAGAUGAACUGCUGACUUGUGUUAAAGCGAAUGGGAUGAAUCUCUACUGUAACUACACCUUCCUGCUCAUUGCUCUGGUUAUAACUCUAAUCUAUAGAUAGAGAGGUGAUGAAGCCUAAUUAUUUACAGCCAUAUGCAACAGUUACGUAUAAGAUACAGUGGUUUGGUCUUUGCUUUCAUAUAAGGCAUUUUGUUUGUUUAAAAAAAUACUGUUUUAGUUCAACAAAUGCUGCUGUUUCUGAUUUGUUUUUAACCUGCAGAAAAUACAUCAUACGCUUGUUUGUUUUUUGUCUACAAAAACACAGAUCACAUCCAUUCAAAGACAAUCAGGGUUUCUGUGGAUUUGUGUUGUCCAUUAUGUUUGUCUGUAAGGACCGUUUAAAGGUCUCAUACCACGCUAUAGUUCAACAAUAUAUUGUAGGGUAAUAUAUAUACAAAACUUGUCUGUGAAGUGUUUUGCUCAAAAUACCAAACAGAUCCCCCAUUGUAGCAUGACUCAUCCCCCUGCAGCUCCUUCAUUAAUGCUAUCCAUCUAUCUGGCAGUACAUGCUGAAAAUUAGGAAAGGAGCUAGAAAUGAAACUCAUGCUAGAUUUUAAACUCAUGCUCCGUUUAAGUGGGCUGAAUAAUAUGUGAUACCGGUAACAUGACGUCGCUGUGUGUUAUUAACAACAUGUUAGUGGAGCCUCUGCACGGCCCUGUGACCUGCUGUACAUGAACGAGUCUCUAUGGCAACGUUAGCUCACCUUGUCAUUGGUGUAUUAACGGGGAUUUGGCUGACAAGCUUUCUAAAAGCUGACGAUUCCACUGCUGACGGAGGCUGCAUGUCUUCAACACUCUGCUAGAGUCUCAACUUCUCGGGGUUCAAGCAGCAGACCCAGAGAAAGUUACCUUCUGUUGCUUCGGCCUGCGCGCGCUCCUGUCUUUUCCUUUCUCUGAGCCUGCAGCUCUGCAUUGUGUCUGCAAUCUGUUCCUGCAGCCCUCUUAACCAAUAGUAAACAGGCUUACUGAGUUACGAUUCUACCUGCACAAUUAUUUCUCUGGUGUCGGAAUGUCUCGCGAUGUUUGUGAAUUCUUAGAAACAAAACACCACAUCAUUUCGGGUUGUGUUGUAGCUGGGUUACUGAGAAUUGUAACGGGUAUUAUAUUACCCAGAAUUCAGAAGUAAUGCAUUAUAUUACUGCGUUACAGCUAAAAGUAAUACAUUACUGUAACUCCAUUACUUUAGUAACGCGUUACACCCAACACUGCCGGGGACACAUUUGUCAGUAUAAAGGACAUCAAAAAGUGCAUUUUGCAUAAUAGGAGAACUUUUAGGACAAAUCAAUAAAGUUAUUUUUGCAUGCUAUGUUGAGUGAUUUGUAAUUGUUCUGUACGACACAUAUGGUCUUCUUUAAACACACACUGAAAAACAAACACCUAUCCCUACUUUGUUGAAGUUCUACACCGGCAUUUUAUCUUCUGUUUCUAUGUGUCUAGUUUAUUUGAAUGUGCUUAAAGAGCAGAUUGUACACCUUUACUUUCCUCAUUUUAUUUUACUAGACCUUUUCUGAGUAGUACUUACAUAAAAGUGUAUAAGAUAAAAGUGAGCGAACAAACUACACCACAGUGCAUUAUCACCAGCCAAUCAUCAUGGCAUUAAAGGGGCCCUAUUCUGCUCUUUUUCAGGUUCAUAUUUGUAUUUUGUGCCUCUCCUGUGCUGCAGCACCUCUUUUCACCCUCUGUCUGAAACCAGAGCACAGUCUACUCUGAUUGGCCGGCCUCUUAGAGAUGUCCCCCUUAGCCUAUCACGUAUAAUGUUUUGGAGUGCUAGCCAAUAGAAGCGUGGGUGUUACAUAGUGAUGUCUAAACAAAGGCAUUUUCGACAGGAGGUGGAGGGGGCCUUUGUAGUCCAUUUACAUGCACACAAACCUGGGUAAAACACACAGGAAAUGGUCAACUCAUGAUAGGACCUUUUUAAGCAACAAUUGUGAAACACAAGUCAUCUGUAAUGUCGAUGCUAAAGAAUCUCAGAGCCUCCUUUAUUACUUGCUGAAUGUUGUGUAUUGUUGUCAUCCUAAGUGUUCCACAGUUUAGCAUACUGUGUUAUUGUUCCUCAUGCUGUCAUUGAAGACAGUAAUGUGAUCAUAAACAGUGUCGCUGAGCAAAAGGUCAGAGUGUUGAUACAAAAAGCUAAUGAGAUGUUGGAGAGAAAUUAUCCGCUUUUGUUUGGGUGACCUUGAACGCUGUGCAUGAAAAAGUAAUUACAUCUUUUGAACAUCUGGUGUGUAGCGUUUAAUUGGGGGUAUUUUGUUUUUGUAUGACUUACAUGUUAUUUUGUCUCUACUAUUACGAGAAACAAUGUGCUUUCCCUGCCAAAAGGAACCUGUACUUGUUGAAUGCCAAGCAAUUUGUUUUUGUCAUAA
Messenger RNA from Eleginops maclovinus (Patagonian blennie), 4230 nucleotides. RefSeq names its product cholinesterase-like. Gene Ontology annotation, cellular component: plasma membrane. The coding region runs from base 141 to 1928 and encodes 595 amino acids. Gene Ontology annotation, molecular function: acetylcholinesterase activity. Lineage: Eukaryota; Metazoa; Chordata; Actinopteri; Perciformes; Eleginopidae. The record is from RefSeq and is a predicted model, not a curated record. Gene Ontology annotation, biological process: acetylcholine catabolic process; choline metabolic process. The transcript has 10 exons.